CACAACCGGGUAGACCAACGACAGACGACUGGACUGACUCAUAGGACAUGCAGUGAUGCAGAGAUAAUAUUUCUCACAUUAAAACGUUGUAUCGAAAUACGGCCAUCUUCCAACCAGGAAAUACUGCACAAUAUGAUUGUGCUUGUUAAUUGAAAAUGUAUCUUCGUGAAAUAAUACUGUUUCGGUAGCCCUAUUCUACGGGAACAUGGCGGAGGCGGUCGUUACAGGAGGUGAGUGUGGCUCAGCUCCGCCUGACGUGACCGACUCGUUCCCUAGCGAGGAAUACGAGUGCACAAUAUGCUACAACUACUUCGACCUGGGCCGCCACACUCCCAAACUGCUGGCCUGCUCCCACACCUUCUGCCAUGAGUGCCUUGACGCUCUGCACCUCCGUGGGGGUCGUGGAUGGAGAAUCGGCUGCCCCGUGUGUCGCCACCGAACUCCGGUGCCGGAGUACCGUGUGCACAACCUCCCCGACAACAGUGCGUUGACUCAGUCGCUCCCGCAUAAAAAUCACGAGCCCUUGGACUCAUCCUUCACAGAUGUCCAGACAGUUUCAGCCGCGUAUUCAGCCACCGCCCAGGAGAGCAACGCCAGCUGUCAGACUUGCAAAGAAGUUGCGUUCAUGACCGGCUGCGUGUGCGCCAUCUUUUCUUUCAUGUCCAUGGUGGUGCUCUUAUUUCUGGGGCUCAUCUUUGUGCAUAACUUCAAUCACACGUCGUGGCCCGUCGGCCCUAUCUGUCUGUUUGUUGCCAGUGUCCUAGCCCCGUUUUCACUCAUCCUCACUUGGUUAAUGUGCAUGUUGAAGUACAGACCUGAAACUGAAGCCAGCAGUUUCCUCACUUAAUGUGAUGUAAUCAUCUGGCUGCGAAUCUGGAUACAAUAGCCAGAUUAGUAUAAUUAAAGGUAAAUGUGUUUAUUUA
Notothenia coriiceps (black rockcod) is the source of this 923-nucleotide messenger RNA. It is a transcript of the gene rnf228, whose product is annotated as ring finger protein 228. Gene Ontology annotation, biological process: protein ubiquitination. The record is from RefSeq and is a predicted model, not a curated record. Gene Ontology annotation, molecular function: ubiquitin protein ligase activity. Bases 206 to 847 code for a protein of 213 amino acids. NCBI's taxonomy places the organism in Eukaryota, Metazoa, Chordata, Actinopteri, Perciformes, Nototheniidae. The transcript has a single exon.